Messenger RNA from Entrophospora candida, 333 nucleotides. NCBI's taxonomy places the organism in Eukaryota, Fungi, Glomeromycota, Glomeromycetes, Entrophosporales, Entrophosporaceae. The record is from the annotation of a GenBank genome assembly.
AUGUCAACAAUACCACGUAAUGGUGCAUUGAAUCCAAAAAUCUUUGAUAAUGAGUUGAUUAUGAAACAUCUCAAUGACCGAUUUAUCACAAAUCUUGAUAUCUCUUAUUGGAUGGAGACAAAUCAUCCAAUGAUUGAUAUGGUUACUAAUUAUCUCGCUUCUUUAAGUGAUAGUCUUGUAGAAAUCAUUCACUGCAUUAUUCGACGACGUACGGCUAAAUUUUUCAUUGCACAACAACUGCAAAAAGGAGGCACACAUCGUAAUUGGCAUCGUGGUCCAGAAAGUUCAUCAUGGAGACAUUUCCUUGAUCACCUUAGUUCUAGCGCAGAUUAA